AACUUCGUUUUGUGACGAAAUACAUCAGCGUACCAACAAAAAUAUGCUUUUUGGGAACUGUCCUUCACAAUUUUUGUCCAAAAUCAUGUCCGCAAAAGAGAUAAGGCAUACUUCCAAUAGACCGCCAAAUUCUGCGAAGUCUUUUCAAGUUCUCACGUUGGACUUUGUCACCGUAGGCUCGCAUCGCCGGUACCAAGAUAUGCGGUCUUGCACUAUCUUUCAUCUGCCAUAUAGUCACGCUAAUAUCUUGCUGUGCGUCUUCUCCUGCAAGGCUGAGACGGACCAUUCCUUACCCGAGCCUGAAAAAAUAACCUCAACAUCAUUUGAGAACGAAGGAUCGAGUACCCGAUAAGUGGUAUCAGUCGAACACCAUUGUCAAUCCCUCCAAUGUUCACCAUUGACUUUUAUUCCACCAUUCAAAUUCCAAUCGGGGCUUUGGGCUGCCACUAGGCGUCUCUCAUAAAAGCACUCGCGAUGGCGCACUCUUUUCCCCAACGGUUCUUCAUUGCGUCAGUAUCUCAGAGUCCCGGCAGACAUGUCAUACUUCCCUGGCCAAUGGUACAACCAACCCAGCAUCAUGCACCAUACAAGCUUUCCCCACCGAAGCCGUGCAUCGAUCCAAAACUCAUCGAUCCCGGUUUUCUCGAUGGCGAACGUGAGUGGCCCGAGGAGGAACAAAAGCCUUUAGUCUCGCCCGCCAGGAAGCGCAAGACUCUAGCGAGGAAGACCCCAGGCGCGGACACGGAUUCAAGCCCCAAGAAGAAGGUCAGGAGCACCCCCACGAAACCUAGGGCUAGUAUCAGCAAAGCUGCAGUCGGUGGUAGCGCUAGUCCAAAGAAGAAGGGGACGCAAACGACAACUGCAGCAGGGCAAUCAGUUCUCGUCGCUGUCCAAGUUAAGCACAUUCUUCUCCAGUUUGACUGCGCAGAUUUCUGGGAAUCGUCCUCCGGGAUCUUAGAGCACAUCCAAAAGCGAGAAUCUCAUCGUCCUGAGCUUACAGGGAAGGAGCAACGCCGAGCACCUUCCCAAACGCCUCUGAAUGUAUUUCCCUGCUGCAAGCCUCUCAUCGGAUUUCUGUACGGUGAAAGAGGUCGCAGCAGUCAGCAGAUUUAUGCCUUCGGCUAA
Desarmillaria tabescens is the source of this 1125-nucleotide messenger RNA. RefSeq lists its product as uncharacterized. Lineage: Eukaryota; Fungi; Basidiomycota; Agaricomycetes; Agaricales; Physalacriaceae. The transcript is spliced from 4 exons. The record is from RefSeq and is a predicted model, not a curated record. The coding region runs from base 475 to 1125 and encodes 216 amino acids.